AUGACUCUGCUGACUAGGUUUCAUGCAGGUCCUCCGGCGUGCUGGCUCGUCCACCAGCACUUUGAACGUUUCCUCAUCGGCGCUGAUCCCCGAAACACAAAUUUAUUGUUUGAGCAAAUGUACAGAGGGUCCAUGUUCUACGGCCGAAAAGGUCUCCCUCUCGCUGUUAUUUCCGUCAUCGAUCUCGCCAUCUGGGAUUUGCUUGGAAAGGUGAGAAACGAGCCUGUAUACAGGCUCAUCGGUGGUGCUACCAAGGAGCGUCUGGACUUUUAUUGUACUGGUCCCGAACCGUCGGCAGCCAAGACGAUGGGCUUCUGGGGCGGCAAGGUCCCUCUUCCGUAUUGCCCAGAGGAUGGCCACGCUGGCCUGAAGAAGAACGUCGAAUUCCUUCGCAAGCACCGCGAAAGCGUUGGUCCCGAUUUCCCCAUCAUGGUUGACUGCUACAUGAGUCUCAACGUGCCUUACACCAUUGAAAUAGUAAAGGCCUGCGAGAACCUCAACAUCAACUGGUGGGAGGAGUGCCUGUCUCCUGAUGACACAGAUGGCUUUGAGCAGAUCAAGCGUGCACACCCAACCAUCAAAUUUACCACUGGCGAGCACGAGUACUCUCGAUAUGGAUUCCGCAAGCUCAUUGAGGGACGCAACCUGGACAUCAUCCAGCCUGAUGUCAUGUGGCUUGGUGGUCUCACGGAACUGCUCAAGGUGUCGGCCAUGGCCUCGGCAUACGACAUUCCUGUGGUUCCCCACGCAAGCGGCCCGUACAGCUAUCACUUUGUUAUCUCGCAACCCAACACACCCUUCCAGGAGUAUCUCGCCAACUCGCCCGACGGCAAGAGUGUGCUGCCUGUUUUUGGCGACCUCUUCCUCGACGAACCCAUUCCCACCAAGGGCUUCCUGACGACGGCUGACCUUGAUAAACCCGGCUUCGGUCUUACGCUCAACCCCGCGGUCAGGUCGAAGCUUAUUUCGGGCAAGGCUCUGCUGAGCGCCAGCCCUGAGAGGCCCCUCAAGUCGGUGGAGGAGACGGAGGCGAGCUAA
Messenger RNA from Colletotrichum orchidophilum, 1038 nucleotides. RefSeq names its product mandelate racemase/muconate lactonizing enzyme domain-containing protein. NCBI's taxonomy places the organism in Eukaryota, Fungi, Ascomycota, Sordariomycetes, Glomerellales, Glomerellaceae. The record is from RefSeq and is a predicted model, not a curated record. Gene Ontology annotation, molecular function: L-rhamnonate dehydratase activity; magnesium ion binding. The transcript has 2 exons. The coding region runs from base 1 to 1038 and encodes 345 amino acids. Gene Ontology annotation, biological process: carbohydrate catabolic process.